UGGUUAUCAAUUCUUUUUUAAUAAAGUUGUAUUCUUACGCUAAGGUUAUAAAUUCAUUUCAAAUCACAGAUGAAGACAAGACAAACGACAGAUCUCUAUUGUGAUAAGUACAUAGCAAGUAUACAUAGUGGGUGUUGAUGUUUCCGGAAACUGUUAUCAUAGUGUAAAGUACGAAAGAAACUCACUCAAUAGGAAGUACAUACAUAGGUAGAGGUACUGUACAAUGUACAUGUAGCAAACACAUCGCAAUCAUUUCGGGAUUAGUGUUCUUUAGGUCACUUUUAAGGCUAUCUCCUUACCUAUUCGACUUAAAUAAUUCAUUUUUAUAAACGUGUUUUACUGUCAGUUCGGUUGUGAUCACAAUGAUGUCUAAAAGUAUUCAAAUUCAACGGUAGUAUUUGUAGAUAUACGAGUAGAUGUUUUCAUUUUUGAAAAAUAAAAGCACAAGAAAUUGUGGAAAACAUUAAAGCACGAUAUGGAAACCGGUGCCUAUAUUUUAAGGAUAAUUUUAUCGAUGUGCUGCAUUAGCCAGAUUUACUCUACUACGAAAUACCCACGCUUUACUUUUCGUUGCAAAAAUGGACAGUACAUCAGGAGCGAAUAUUUUUGUGACGGGUUCAGCGACUGCAACGAUGAAAGUGACGAUCCAAGUUUAUGCAAUACCUGGAAUUGCGGAGAGGGGAAAUUUUCAUGUAGUUCAAAUUCAACCACAGAGGAGUCUUGCAAGAACGCUGAACUUUUGUGUAAUACACAUAAAGACUGCCCCGAUGGCUACGAUGAAAGUAACUGCGGAGAUGAAAUAAACGUCGAGAACUGCGACCUAUACGAUGGGAAGUUUUUAUGCCUAGAUAAAACUAGAUGUAUCGGUCUAGAAAACGUUUGCGAUGGUGUUAUUAAUUGUUUGGAUGGUUCGGAUGAGAACGAAAAUUGCACCAAAAUAGAUUACGAAUCGCUUGACAAAUGCGCUCAUUCCUAUUUUCCUUCUCCGUUGGAGUCAGGCCCACUAUGUUUUUGUGAGUCUGACGAUGACCUAUCAAAUGACCUAUGCCAAGGAAUGAGAGAUUGUACAUUCGAAAAUCAGAAACAAUGCACCCAACGAUGCUCGCAAUAUAAAAAUAGAGUAUUGUGUUCGUGCCACGAAGAUUACAUCGCAGUACCUGUUGGAAAGGGCUUCAGAUGCCAAAGCAGAGAUCAUCAAGGACCGAUGUUGAUUUAUUCGACAGCUACACACAUAAAAUCUCUGAAUACGACUUCGAAAAAACUCACAGUGCUUAAAAAAAAUAUACAAAGUAGAAUUUUGGCAGCUGCUGCAGAUUCCAUUUACUACACUACCUACAAAGACGACAGCAAAAGUAUUUUCUCACUUUCAAGCGAUGGAAGUACAAAACAAAUAGUCAACUCCAGUUCGCCCAUCAUUUCAAUUGAUGUUGAUUACAUUACUGGUAAUGUAUACUUCACUACCAACGGAUCUUUAUCAAUUUGUUCAAAAAAUGGCGAAUUCUGCAGGAUGCUCAUACGAUGCAAUGUAUCUCACGUAACAUUAACACCAAAAUUAGGAUGGAUGUAUUACAUCAAAGCAGCCGGCAAACCAGGAGAACGGCUAAUAAUGAGAUCUAAUAUGGAUGGAUCUUAUGAAACGGUCUUUAUAGAUGGAACCUUCAGUCACAGUUUAAGGAUCGUAGCAGAUGAAUCAUUCGAAAGAUUAUAUUGGCUGGAAGCUGAAAAUAAUCAAGUAUUUUCAAUUUCUUUACAAGAAGAUGCUCAUAAAAUCGAACAUACUCUUAUCAAUUUUGGCCACGAUUUGAACACUUUGUCAAUACUGAGGGUAUUAGAUGGGAUCAUAUAUUACACCCUACGGCGCGAUAAUAAAAUUUACUUGAUGGAAAACGUCGAACGUUUUGUGAGCACGUAUUUUAGUGCAAAGAUAGAUAAAAAGUCAUCCCCGGAACUAUAUAUGAACCAACUAGGCAUAGCGGAUUUAAAUGCAACACUCUAUACGGAUGAAUAUGCGACUAUCUCUAUCCGAGACUUCCAACUGUACAAUUCCAUUCGACAGAUCUCUGCGAAGGCCAAAAACCCUUGCAGAUCAUCACCGUGUUCCAAUUUAUGCUUGAUAUACCCUACACUUUCAUUUGCCAGUUCUUUGGAUAAACUUGGUUAUAAUUGCAUCGAUAUCUCUUCAAAUGAUAAUCACCAGUGCGAGGAAUCGGAUUCGAUUGGCAGUCUUCCAACAGAAGAUACUUCUUUUCCGCUCGUACAGUGUUUGGUCGCUGUGAUUGUUCCAAUGACAGUAUUAGGAGCAGCGAUUUUCAUCUACUGUAGAUAUCGUAGAGCAAAGAUUAUCCCGAACCCAUCACAAGAUGAACGAAUUAUUCCUAAUGAUGAUAAUAUUAUCGAAAGCGAAUUUUAAUCAGGGAAGUAAAUUUGUUCAGUACUUGUACCACGUGCUGGGUGCUGCAUCUCUUUGUGGAAGAAAUUUCACAGAUAAUUACACCAUACACCUGCAAUUGUGAUGUUGUUGGACUUUAUGAUGAUUGCUGUUGGUGCGAGUGGUGAAUUUCAAAUAGAAACGAUUACCUAAUGCCGAAGCAUUAUUCGACCUGUCAAAAACUUAUGUUACCAACCUACAAAGUGUAAGGAGCUGAGGACCUUGAUUGUAGGUAUCUAAGUGAAUCAUCAUUAUUCAUCCAUAAUGAUUCGAUGGGUUACUUCGUCAUGUUUAUGGUGUAUAUUCGAACCAAAUUCGUAUAUUGAAACAUAGAUAAUGUUGUAAGCAAUUUGAUAAACCCCUAUGUAUCUCACUUAGGCAGUUAGGCCUAUCAUUUUCAAAAAACUUGAUUCAUUAUUAUUUUCAAUUAUAAUUUUUUAAUAUCCA
This is a messenger RNA of Planococcus citri (citrus mealybug), 2875 nucleotides long. RefSeq names its product vitellogenin receptor-like. Gene Ontology annotation, cellular component: plasma membrane. The coding region runs from base 476 to 2410 and encodes 644 amino acids. The transcript is spliced from 10 exons. The record is from RefSeq and is a predicted model, not a curated record. Lineage: Eukaryota; Metazoa; Arthropoda; Insecta; Hemiptera; Pseudococcidae. Gene Ontology annotation, molecular function: protein binding.